AAGAAGUUGAAACAUUGAGUAGGCCAUGAAUCGGCACGUCAUUGUUUAUUUAUACCUCAUUUUUCGUUAAAAUUACAUGUCCUUAAAAUUUUCCGUAAUGCCUGCUAUCGGAAUCGAUUUGGGAACGACCUACUCCUGUGUGGGUGUGUUCCAGCACGGCAAGGUGGACAUCAUUGCCAAUGACCAGGGUAAUCGGGUAACUCCCAGCUAUGUGGCAUUUACCGACACUGAGCGCCUGAUCGGAGACGCUGCCAAAGGCCAGAUGGCAAUGAAUCCGAAGAAUACCGUUUACGAUGUCAAGAGGUUGAUUGGCCGAAGGUUCGACGAUCCAAAGGUGCAAAGCGACUUAAAACAUUGGCCUUUCAUGGUGCAUAAUGAUGGCGGCAAGCCAAAAAUUAAAGUGGAGUAUAAAGGGGAAAUGAAGGUGUUCGCACCGGAGGAAAUUAGCUCGAUGGUACUGACCAAGAUGAAAGAGAUUGCCGAAGCAUACUUAGGAAGGUCAGUCCGUGAUGCAGUAAUUACAGUUCCGGCUUACUUCAACGAUUCCCAGCGUCAGGCAACCAAGGAUGCCGGAGCUAUUGCGGGGUUGAAUGUCAUGCGGAUCAUCAAUGAACCAACAGCUGCCGCUUUGGCGUACGGUUUGGACAAGAAUCUGAAGGGGGAGCGCAACGUGUUGAUUUUUGAUCUGGGUGGCGGAACAUUUGACGUAUCCAUUUUAACUAUUGAUGAAGGUUCUCUGUUUGAGGUAAGAGCGACGGCUGGGGAUACACAUCUCGGAGGAGAGGAUUUUGAUAGUCUUGUAGUUAAUCACUUUGUUGAGGAAUUCCAACGAAAGCAUAGAAAAGAUAUUAAAGUCAAUCCACGUGCUUUGCGACGGUUGCGAACGGCAGUGGAGAGGGCGAAGAGAACUUUGUCGUCGAGCUCAGAGGCCUCUGUUGAGGUUGACGCUUUGAUUGAUGGAAUUGACUUUUUCUCGAAGAUUUCUCGAGCUCGAUUUGAGGAACUUUGUGCAGAUUUGUUUAGGUCAACCUUGCAACCGGUCGAAAAAGCGCUAUCCGAUGCUUGUAUGAACAAAUCAUCCAUCAAUGACGUUGUUUUAGUCGGAGGUUCGACUAGAAUUCCGAAGAUCCAAAGCAUGCUGCAAAACUUUUUUGAAGGUAAACCACUGAACAUGUCCAUCAAUCCGGACGAAGCGGUUGCGUAUGGAGCAGCGGUCCAGGCAGCUAUUCUGAGCGGUGAUAAGGAUUCUACAAUACAAAAUGUAUUGUUGGUAGAUGUAGCCCCACUCUCGCUAGGAAUUGAGACUGCUGGAGGAUUAAUGACGAACAUCAUUGACCGGAACAUCCGGAUACCCUGCAAGCAAAUGAAAACAUUUACCACCUAUUCAGACAAUCAACCGGGAGUCGCAGUUCAGGUUUACGAAGGCGAACGAGCAAUGACCCGCGAUAACAACCUGCUGGGAAAGUUUGAUCUUUUAGGCAUUCCUCCAGCUCCGAGAGGAACCCCACAAAUAGAUGUUUCAUUCGAUUUGGACGCAAACGGAAUCCUGACGGUAACGGCUGUAGAGAAAAGCACCGGCAAAAGCCGAAACAUUCAAAUCCGGAACGAAAAAGGUCGACUUUCGACGCAGGAUAUCGAAAGGAUGUUGGCCGAUGCUGAACGGUUUAAGAAAGAAGAUGACGAACAGAGGCAACGGGUGUUCGCCAAGAACAAAUUGGAGUCGUAUUGUUACAGCUUGAAGGCCUCGGCAGAGGACUCUGAAAAUAAAUUGAGUGCAUCAGAUCGCAAAAAGGUUCAGAAGAAGUGCGAGGAAACAUUGAAAUGGCUGGAGCAUAACAGUUUGGCUGAAAAGGAUGAGUUUGAGCAUCGGUACAAGGAGCUGUAUAAAUAUUGUGGUCCAAUAAUGAGUAAUCUGUACCGUGGGGACGAGUCACCUAGAACUAACGGGCCAAUAAUUGAAGAAGUUGAUUAACAUUUGGAUUUAGUGAAAUAAAAUAUAUGUACCUG
Molecule: messenger RNA, 2007 nt
Organism: Armigeres subalbatus
Lineage: Eukaryota; Metazoa; Arthropoda; Insecta; Diptera; Culicidae
Product: heat shock protein 70 B2-like
Exons: 2
Coding region: 77-1972 (631 amino acids)
Cellular component (GO): plasma membrane; nucleus; cytosol
Molecular function (GO): ATP-dependent protein folding chaperone; ATP binding
Source: RefSeq, a predicted model, not a curated record